Messenger RNA from Exaiptasia diaphana, 1238 nucleotides. RefSeq names its product transmembrane protein 68-like. The record is from RefSeq and is a predicted model, not a curated record. Gene Ontology annotation, molecular function: acyltransferase activity. Gene Ontology annotation, cellular component: membrane. The coding region runs from base 121 to 1053 and encodes 310 amino acids. The transcript has 8 exons. NCBI's taxonomy places the organism in Eukaryota, Metazoa, Cnidaria, Anthozoa, Actiniaria, Aiptasiidae.
UUUAAGAAUGUUGACGUCUAUAUUGUGUUUAGAGCACUUCCUGCUGACCAGCGGUCACACAAAGUACAUCAACAACCAAGAGUCUUCAAUUUCAAGUCUCGUUCGUAGCAAAGUUUCUCGAUGGAUUUCUCUCAAUUUGAGAUAGAUUCCGACUGGCUGAUCAUUUUGAUAUCACCUAUAGUCAUCGUAUUCGUUUAUCCAUUUGUAAUUAUGGCUAUCAUGUAUUCUGUUACUGUAUUUCUACGUGUAUAUCGACUUCGUAGACGAGCAAUUUUUGAUGCUUACGCGGAGAACUUUUGGGACGGAGCGAAUCAAGCAGUCGCUGCUUUUGUAGAUGCUCAUGGCGAGUAUUGGCACGGUUAUGAGAUCGUUGGUUUGGACAAGUUACCCGAUAAAGGACCAGCAUUACUCAUCUAUUACCAUGGUGCAUUGCCCAUUGAUAUGUAUUACAUUAUGGCUAGAAUUUAUAUUGAAAAGAAAAGACGAUUAAGAAAUGUUGUUGCUACGUUUUUGUUCCAUAUACCAGGUUUUCAAAUUGCUUUAGAGGUGUUUGGUGCGGUGGAAGGCCGGACCAGAGAACAAUGCAUAGAAAUAUUAAAAAAUGGUGAUUUGCUCGCUAUUUCUCCAGGAGGGGUAAGAGAGGCAUUAUUCUCAGAUGAAUAUUAUGGUAUGAUAUGGAACUCUAGGAAAGGUUUUGCUAAAGUUGCCAUGGCAGCAGAAGUGCCUGUCUAUCCAGUGUUUACACAGAACGUAAGAGAAACCAUCAGAGCGCUUAAAAUAGGUCGUGGUUUUUUUCGAAAACUGUAUGAGUGGACAAAGCUUCCUCUUGUGCCACUUUAUGGAGGAUUUCCUGUCAAAAUGAGGACUUUUAUUGGGGACCCGAUUUACUGUGAUCCCAGUGAUACAAGUGAAGAGCUUACUACAAAGGUCCAGGAUGGGAUCAAAGAUUUGAUAAAGAAACAUCAAAGAAUACCCGGUAGUAUCUUUCAAGCAUUACGGGAUCGUUGGACCCAUAGAAGAAGGCGCUCAACGAUCAAGAACAAAAAAGAAUAAGCCAAUGGGCAUCUUAAGAAUUAUUCGUUUUUUUAUAUAUAUAUAUUAGUGAAAUUUGUCUCUCUUUCACUACAUUUUUAUUACUUAUUUUAUUCAUAUGUAGAUAUAUUUUAUCAAAGCAAUGAAUUGACAUACAGCUGUUUGCAAUAAUUCUGACCCCCUCUGCCAUAUUUCAUAUAUAUAUC